AUGGGGAAGAAGUCGAAAUCGAAGAAGGAGGCGCCCAAGGCCGCCGAGAAGGCUCAUAAGAGAACGCAUGACGAAGUCGAAACCGACCAGCUCGUUGACGAAGUCGAUGGCGAAUUCGACGAUGUAGCUGAGCUUUUGGGCCAGGACAUCAAGGACCCUGAUGCUCAGAAGGAGGCCAAGAAGAAGGCCAAAAAGGAGAAGGCCGAGGCCCAGCAGGCUGCUCAGGAUAAGGCCAUCAAGCCAACGGUGGAAAAAACCGCAGAGGACGAGACCGAGGACGACGUGAACACGGACUUUGAAAAGGCCGAUCUCAGUGAACCCACCAUGAAAGCCAUCAGAGGCAUGAACUUCACGAAAAUGACCAAGGUCCAGGCCAAGACGAUCCCGCCGCUUUUGGCUGGUCGUGAUGUGUUGGGAGCCGCCAAGACCGGUUCCGGUAAAACGUUGGCUUUCUUGAUUCCAGCCAUCGAGCUCUUGUACUCGCUUAAGUUCAAGCCCAGAAACGGUACUGGUGUGAUUAUUAUUUCGCCCACCAGAGAGUUGGCGCUUCAGAUUUUCGGUGUUGCCAGGGAGCUCAUGGAGCACCAUAGUCAGACGUUUGGUAUUGUCAUUGGAGGCGCUAACAGAAGACAGGAGGCUGAAAAGCUUAUGAAGGGUGUCAACUUGUUGAUUGCCACGCCCGGUAGACUUUUGGAUCACUUGCAGAACACGGAAGGUUUUGUGUUCAAGAACUUGAAGGCCUUGGUUAUCGACGAAGCCGACAGAAUCUUGGAAAUCGGUUUCGAGGAGGAGAUGAAGCAGAUCAUCAAGAUCUUGCCCAACGAAAACAGACAGUCGAUGUUGUUUUCCGCCACACAGACCACCAAGGUCGAGGAUUUGGCCAGAAUGUCCUUGAGACCAGGUCCCCUCUACAUCAACGUCGUUCCAGAGAACGCUAAUUCCACCGCCGACGGUUUGGAGCAGGGCUACGUCGUUUGCGAGAGUGACAAGCGUUUCUUGCUUCUAUUUUCCUUCCUCAAGAGGAACGCCAAAAAGAAGAUCAUUGUGUUCCUUUCGUCGUGUAACUGCGUCAAGUACUUCGGUGAGUUGUUGAACUACAUCGAUUUGCCUGUGUUGGACCUCCACGGCAAGCAAAAGCAGGCCAAGAGAACGAACACUUUCUUCGAGUUCUGUAACGCCAAACAGGGUAUCUUGAUCUGUACCGAUGUGGCAGCCAGAGGCCUUGAUAUUCCUGCUGUGGACUGGAUCAUCCAGUUCGAUCCUCCAGAUGACCCCAGAGACUACAUCCACAGAGUGGGUCGUACCGCCAGAGGUACCGAGGGUAAGGGCAAGUCGUUGAUGUUCUUGACGCCCAACGAGUUGGGAUUCUUGAGAUACUUGAAAGCCGCCAACGUGCCAUUGAACGAGUACGAGUUCCCUGCCAACAAGAUCGCCAACGUGCAGAGCCAGUUGACGAAAUUGAUCAAAAGCAACUACUGGUUGCACCAGAGUGCCAAGGACGGCUACAGAUCGUACUUGCAAGCAUACGCCUCGCAUCAUCUCAAGACGGUCUACCAGAUAGACAAGUUGGAUUUGGUGAAGGUGGCCAAGUCGUUUGGCUUUGACGUUCCACCCAAGGUGAACAUCACGAUCGGUGCCAGCGGCAAGCUGAUCGAAAAGAAGCACAAGAAGCAGAGGAGGAACCACGCUUUCCUUGUGCCCUUGAAAAAAGACAAAUCCGUCACGACCCACAAUGGCUCUUUGAGUCACAACGACAUCAUCGGGAAGCCAAAACGCAUCUACCUUCCUUUUACGAAAAGCCGAUCGCUGAAGAACCCAGCUGCCGACAAAUUUGUCGUAACAGAGCCUACUUUAGACGAGUAUGUCUCGUUAUGUCGCCGAAGAGCCCAGCCUAUUUACGCUAUGGAUGCUGCUGUGGUAGCCCAAAUGGGAGAUAUAGAUCCGUUUGGAGAGGAACAAAAACACUACCUUGAGGCCGGAACAGGCAAUGGGUCUUUGACUUUGGCAAUUUGCCACCAUCUACAUGCCGCCAAUGCCCUAGCACGCCAUUUCAAGGAUCCUUCUCAACGAGGAGCCAUUCUUCACUCGGUCGAUAGAAACAGAACACACCAGGAAAUGGGACAGCACAACGUGGAGAUCUAUACCUUGGUGAUUUGGCCAAAGCGCUAG
Candidozyma pseudohaemuli is the source of this 2169-nucleotide messenger RNA. RefSeq names its product ATP-dependent RNA helicase (gene HAS1). Lineage: Eukaryota; Fungi; Ascomycota; Pichiomycetes; Serinales; Metschnikowiaceae. The record is from RefSeq and is a predicted model, not a curated record. Gene Ontology annotation, biological process: maturation of LSU-rRNA from tricistronic rRNA transcript (SSU-rRNA, 5.8S rRNA, LSU-rRNA); tRNA methylation. Gene Ontology annotation, molecular function: ATP binding; nucleic acid binding; RNA helicase activity. The transcript has 3 exons. Bases 1 to 2169 code for a protein of 722 amino acids. Gene Ontology annotation, cellular component: nucleolus; tRNA (m1A) methyltransferase complex.